AUGCCGCUGUGGGCGGAAGCAGCGUGUCGCGUCGGCGUCGCCGCGGGCCACUCACGCCAAUUUACACCGGCUCCCCGCAGCCACGAGGCCGGCGGCGGAGGGGACGACGACAGCCGCCGCAGCUGGCGACGCGCCGAGCGCGUUGAGGCGCAGCACCGCACACGCCGUCGCCGCGGCGCGCAGGACCUCGGGGGCUGGCCGCACAAGCCGCCCGGACUCGACAGCACCCAGGCACUCCACGGCCAACGCAACGCGCCGCCUCAGCCGCCGCAGGGAGUGCCCGACGCGUCGCAGGCCGGAGGGCACCGUUCCCGUCCCUCGGGCACCGCUCUCGCUGCCUGUGCCGAUGGCGUCAAUGGCCGCGCCAGCUCCUAUUUGCGCCACGGCGUCAGGUCCCACAGAGAACCGUGUGCGUCUUGGGCACACCGUCAGACGCGGUGCGCCUGCGCGACAGGGCAAACUAUUCGGCUGCUGCGGCCCGUGGCACGGGGCGACGCUUCGGAGCCAUAG
Messenger RNA from Trypanosoma conorhini, 510 nucleotides. RefSeq lists its product as uncharacterized. The coding region runs from base 1 to 510 and encodes 169 amino acids. Lineage: Eukaryota; Euglenozoa; Kinetoplastea; Trypanosomatida; Trypanosomatidae. The record is from RefSeq and is a predicted model, not a curated record. The transcript has a single exon.